Messenger RNA from Vigna unguiculata (cowpea), 1866 nucleotides. RefSeq names its product Carbohydrate-binding X8 domain superfamily protein. NCBI's taxonomy places the organism in Eukaryota, Viridiplantae, Streptophyta, Magnoliopsida, Fabales, Fabaceae. The record is from RefSeq and is a predicted model, not a curated record.
CUUCACAGGAACGGACAAGGUGCUGGCCUAGUUUAAUAAAUCUUACCGCGUAAACAUUUCCCCAGAACAAGAAGGAAACACCCGCAAUCUAAGCACAAGCCAACCUGCAGUAAUGGGUACUAGAAGCUGCCACCUCCUGUUAUUCUCCUUGUGUCUUUUCUAUGGUUCAGGUUUAGGAACAGCCAAAAUAUUAACGAUUAACGAAAACCAAGAAAUAUUCUCAUCUUCGGAAUUGGGCACUCAAUUGGAUGAUGUUCCAAUCGUCAAUCCCACAGAUCCAGACACAGGAAAUCCGUAUAUGGGAAACCCUACAAACCCUCAACCACCUGACAUGUCAGGACAAAACCCCACAACCCCAAACACAAAUCCAACCACUCCAAACACAAACCCAAACCCAAACCCAAACCCAACCACCCCAACCACAACCCCCACAACACCAACCCCGACUACUCCUACAUCAUCAGGUGGUCAAUGGUGUGUCGCUAACCAAGGAGCUUCAGACACUGCUCUACAGGUUGCUCUUGACUAUGCUUGUGGAUAUGGAGGUGCAGACUGCUCACAAAUACAACCAGGAGCAAGCUGUUAUAACCCCAACACUGUCCGUGAUCAUGCUUCCUAUGCAUUCAACGACUACUACCAGAAGAAUCCAGCACCUACUAGUUGUGUAUUCGGAGGGACGGCGUCGCUUACAAGCAAUGAUCCAAGUAGUGGGAGUUGCAAAUUCGCAUCACCCAAGGCAACAAGCGUAAGUCCACCACCACCAAUAUUUGUCAGUCCACCAAGUCCACCAACUCCAAUGACUCCUACGCAACCAGGCUUGACAGUUCCUGGUGUUCCUAGUGGUGACGGAUCAACUGUCUUUGGUUCAGAACCAACAGGAAGCCCCAACGCUGCCACAUCUGCCUUUUAUUCCCUGCCGCUGUUGCUCACAUGUGGCUUGCUGGCUUCCCUUCAAAUAGCAAAUUACAUCUAGAUGAUGAACAAGGUCCAGUCAUUCUUUAUGUGAUGUGUUGGAAUUCAAUCCGUCUUCCAGCAGUUUUUGCAAAGUUUCAAGGAGUCAGAGUCCACAAGUCUUGCAAUUAAAAUUACCUCUACCUUUCAUCUAUGUAUGGCUGUUAGUUGAUCAAGCCAAAAGGAUUUAUAGGUAGUAGACAGUUUUUCUACAGUAUUAGCUACUCUUCCAUAGAAAAUCCUUGUAAUUAAUAUCAGCCAGCAUGCCAUUUUAUUUACUAAACAGAAUAAAAUACAUUAAAGAACUUGAAAUCAUCGCCUUUGGACUAAAACAGGUUAUUGGUGAGAUUUGAUAACACGACGCUCAGAUCCUUUGGAAAAAUCUACUUCACAAUAGAUAUUCGAGCAGGGUAUGUGAUCACACAACACAAACUGGCUUCAUGGUUUUAGUUGCAGUUUUUAUCAAACGACUUUGAUUUUAAAUAAGACAUAACAAAUUCAACAUAUUUACACUUAAAUGUGCUCAUUCAAUUCAAUAUAAGUGAAUGCUUAACUUGCCACAGUUCGAAGGCAAUAUUCAUUUUAUUACACAUUUUAAAGACUGAUUAGUCUUUAGUAUUUUAUGGUUCAACGGGAUAAACUGAUUAGUCUAAUUUGGUUCUGAUAAAUAUGAUAAUAAACAUGUUCUAAAAACAAUUUCUAUGACAAAUACCAAAUACUGAUUCCAACUUCAUUAUUUGAAUUACCAAGUGAAAAGUAAAAGAUGGAGGAUCAAACAUAAUCCAUACAUUUUUUAUAUCAACAUUCUAACAAGGAUUGUUCUUAUUUACAACAUAUUAGGGCGUAUCAUUUAAAAUCCAACUCAGACCAGAAGUAACAAAGAUACAACAGUGAUAGAAAUGACAGCUAAGGUGG